Messenger RNA from Acanthosepion pharaonis, 984 nucleotides. Lineage: Eukaryota; Metazoa; Mollusca; Cephalopoda; Sepiida; Sepiidae. The record is from the annotation of a GenBank genome assembly.
AUGCUUUUACGGGUGAUAAACAGCAAAGAACACGUUAUGCUAACCCCCUCCUUUCACCGGUGUUUUUGGUUGAAUGCUGCUGAUUUCACCGACGUCCUGAAAAUACUUACAAAGCGCUUGGGUAUUUCUUUCUUUCUUUCUUUCUUUCUUUCUUUCUUACUUUGUUUCGUUCUUUAUUUGUUUCUAUCUUUCUUUAUCUCUUUCUUACUUUCUUUAUUUCUUUCUUUAUUUCUUCCUUUCUAUCUUUCUUUCUUUCUUUUCUCUGAACGCCCCCGACUUAAUAAAUGUAAGCGACACCACAACGCAUCCGUCUCUUUCAAUUCUUGUCUCCUGAAGAUGUUUUUCUUUACUUCAUUUUCUAAUGUUUUUAUUUCUUCCUUUCGCUAUGCCAUUAUUGUUUCUUUCCCUAUAACGCUUCCCUCUUUUUCCCAUUUAUAUUGUCUUUCUUUUUUUAAUUUAUCUUCAUGCUUUACUGCUUCUUUCUCUAUAGCGCCUCCAUCUUUUCCCCCUUUUUCUUUCUUUUUCUUUAUUUACUUCAUCUUCACGCUUUCUUUUCAAUCUUUCUCCGUUAUUGUUUCUUUCCUUAUAACGUUUCCUACUUUUUCCCCACUUUUUUUCUCUUUCUUUAUUGACAUUCAUGCUUUCUUACCAUAUUUGAUAUUCUUUCAUUCCGCAAUAUAUACUUUCUCUCCUUUGGCACUUACUUUUCACUCAUUCACCGCUUCUUUUUCACUCUCUUCUAUUAAUCCACCAUUUUGUUUUUCUCUUUGUAACCCACUUUUCUCAUUCCAUUUUGCCUCUUACAACUCCUCUAAUUCCUCUAACACCUUUUCUUCUUUUCACCUCUUUUUUUUCAUUAGACGAUUUAUUGCCUUUUUUCCUUCCUUUCUUUCACUUAUUUCACUUCUCCCCUCUCGUCUUUCAUUGUAUAAUCUUUUCCCCUCUCCUCUUUCACUGUAUAAUCUUCCUCUCUUGUCUAUAUAA